GCCGCCAUGGGGCUCCGCUCCGACCAGCUCCUCGUCGUUGUCUCUAUCCUGGAAGGACGGCAUUUUCCUAAACGUGCCAAGCAUACUCUUGUCGUAGAAGCAAAAUUUGAUGGUGAACAGCUGUCUACUGAUCCUGUGGAUCACACAAACCAGCCAGAGUUUGCCACUGAAUUGGCUUGGGAACUCGAUAGGAAAGCACUUCAUCAGCACAGGCUGCAGCGAACACCUAUCAAGCUCCAGUGUUUUGCCUUGGAUCCUGUAUCUUCAAGAAAGGAUAGCGUAGGCUACAUUGUAUUAGAUUUAAGAGCUGCCCAAGAAAAGAAACAGGCACCAAAAUGGUACCCCUUGCUCAGUAACAAAUAUACUAAAUUUAAAUCUGAGAUACAGAUAAGCUUGACAUUGGAAACUGAUACGAAAGCACCUGUGGAUGUUUUUAGAGCAAAGGAGGCACCUCCUAGAGAAGGGAAAGUACCUGCUCUUCUUUCUGAGCUAGACCCUAAAACUAUUGUACCAGUCCUAAAUGAAGAAGAGGGCUAUCAUCAAAUUGGACCAGCAGAAUAUUGCAGAGACUACUUUGUUUUGUCUGUAACUAUUGCAUUUGCUACACAACUGGAACAGUUGAUUCCUACUACAAUGAAACUUCCAGAACGACAGCCUGAUUUUUUCUUCUACUAUUCACUACUGGGAAAUGAUGUCACAAAUGAACCUUUCACUGAUUUGAUCAAUCCAAAUUUUGAACCAGAGAGAGCAUCAGUUCGAAUACGCAGUAGCACUGAAGUCCUUCGAGUUUACCUUUCUGUUCAGCAAAAAAUACAGAUCCAUCUUUGCUGUGGGGACCAGUCUCUUGGAAGCACUGAAAUACCACUAGCUGGUUUGUUGAAGAAAGACAUUAUAGAGUUUGAACAUCCUCUGGCAGUUGAAGAGGCAUUCAUCCUUGUUCCCCCAAAUCGAGCCAAGCAAAAACUGCCACUGUUGCCUUCUGAUCUGGCUCCUACUGUUGGGGUAUCUGUAACCUUACAAAAAGAAAACAUGCACUCACAGCCUUUGCUUCAGUUUGACACUCAGACUGAGCCAGAACACUCGCAGAGAAGAGUAGGUUCCCCUACAAGGGAAGGAAGCAGCAGCCCAGAACACAGAUCCCAGAAUGCACCAAAUAGCCAGUUCCCUCCCACAAAGGAUGAAGCAACAGAAAGUGAAGCAGAAAGUCUUCAGUAUGACAAGGGCACAAAACUAAAUAAAAAAGCUUUGACUUCUCCAACACCUGUUUCUCAGUCCAACCCUCAGCCUGCAUCCAGUGCUUCUGAGUCUACUUCAGCACAAAAAAUCAUAGUACCCGCAGCAUCGCAUCAUUUUUGCUUUUCAAUAGAUUUACAGAGUAUUCAUAAUCUAGAUGUCGGAUUUCCAGUCAACUGCAUGUUAAGGUACUCAUAUCCCUUUUUUGGUAGUGCAGCUCCGAUUAUGACACAUCCUCCUGUAGAAGUGAGGAAAAACACGGAAGUCUUUCUUCCUCAGUCGUAUUGUGCAUUUGACUUUGCAACUACACCUCAUCAGCUUCAAGAAACUUUCCUCAGAUUACCACUGUUGGUUGAAUUGUGGCACAAGGAUAAAAUAGCUAAGGACUUACUUCUAGGAGUGGCAAUGUUGCAGCUUUCAAAUGUUUUGGCCUUGGAAAAAACUCGGUUCUUAGGUACUAAUGGCGAACAGUGUUGGCGUCAAACUUGCAGUGAAAGAAUCGGUGUGAUAGCAGCCCAAGGGGCAAGCAACAGGAUAGCAGAACUUUCUUACACUGUAACUCUGGAGGACUAUGGACUUGUGAAAAUGCAUGAAGUUCUGGUGUCAGAUUCUUCUCAAUGUUUAGGUAAGCAGCAGCCGAUCCAUCUACCUCAGCCUCCUCGUGUCCCAGAAGCCCAGACAGAGCCACGAGAAACUCUUGAAUACAAAGCAGCACUUGAAUUAGAAAUGUGGAAGGAAAUGCAGGAGGACAUGUUUGAGAACCAGCUAAAAAAGAAGGAGCUGGCUCACAUGCAAGCACUUGCAGAUGAGUGGAAAAAAAGGGAUAGAGAGAGAGAAGCAUUAGUAAAGAAAAAGGUUGCAGAAUAUACAGUUCUGGAAGAACAACUUCAGAAAACUUUGAGAGACUUAGAAAAGCGUGAACAACAGCUUGUCGGUGCAGAAGCAGAGCUUCAAAGAGUAAAGAAAGAGUUGCAAGCAGAACAUGAACGAAACGUUCAAGAACUUCAGGAUUCAGUGCGGCGAGCCAAAGAAGAAUGCGCUCAUCAAGUGGAACUAGAGAGGUCAAAGAUCAAACAGCUGGAAGAGGACAAGAUCCGCUUACAACAGCUGCUUUAUGAAGCAGAAAAUAAGUAUAAGAUAUUGGAGAAGGAGUUCCAGCAGUACAAGGAGCAGCAAAGUAGCAAACCAGAGAUUCGGCUACAGUCAGAAAUAAAUCUUCUUACUUUAGAAAAGGUACUCAUGGAUUUCACUUUUUUUUUUUUUUUUUUAAGCA
Molecule: messenger RNA, 2506 nt
Organism: Alligator sinensis (Chinese alligator)
Lineage: Eukaryota; Metazoa; Chordata; Crocodylia; Alligatoridae
Gene: CEP120
Product: centrosomal protein 120
Exons: 17
Biological process (GO): interkinetic nuclear migration; positive regulation of centriole elongation; centrosome cycle
Cellular component (GO): centrosome; centriole
Source: RefSeq, a predicted model, not a curated record